Messenger RNA from Ctenopharyngodon idella (grass carp), 1117 nucleotides. It is a transcript of the gene s100w, whose product is annotated as S100 calcium binding protein W. The coding region runs from base 190 to 510 and encodes 106 amino acids. Gene Ontology annotation, molecular function: calcium ion binding; transition metal ion binding. Lineage: Eukaryota; Metazoa; Chordata; Actinopteri; Cypriniformes; Xenocyprididae. The record is from RefSeq and is a predicted model, not a curated record. The transcript is spliced from 3 exons.
AUCUUUGAUUUCUAACGGGAAUUAAAGUGAAGCUGUGAGGGAUAGACAGACAUUUCUUCAGUGGGUUGUUCUGUUAUUUAAUGUGUUUUUGGAUUGUUUUGCUUACGAAUCACACAACAUGAGCUAUGUAAAAUUAUAAGUGAUCUAGGAGCGUACAGCUUUUACCCUGGAUGCCUUUGAAAACACGACAUGUCUAAGCUGGAGAAAGCCAUUGUGGCCAUAGUGGAGGUGUUUGAGGAGUAUGCAGGAACAGAUGAACAAAAGUCCCAGCUCAGUAAUGCUGAACUCGGACAGCUUAUUAAAGCCCAACUGACCAGUCCUGAAUUUAAGGAUAAAGUGGAUCCAGAGAAUAUUAAGGAGGUCAUGGAAGAACUGGAUAAGAACCAUGAUGGAGAAGUGAACUUCCGUGAAUUCAGUCAGUGUAUUGCUGGUCUUGCCAGGGCCUACUAUAUGAAAAAGCACGGCAAGGAAAAGUGUAGGGGAAGGGGCAGAGGGUGUCAGGAUAAGUGAACACACACGUCCUUCACACACUCUCCUCACAUGCCUCUUAUAAGGUCCCAAAGUACAGUUAAACCAAAAUUUAUUCAGACACCUUGAACAUUUCAUUUAUUAAUACAGUUUAUUCACUAUAGUUUAAAAAAAUGGUAAUAAAAUAUGACAAGAUCUCGGAGUUAAACUUUGUCAGAAAAAAAAUUAUCUUAAUUAUGUCAGCUAACACUUAAGCAAAACAUGGUCAGGUCAAAGUGUCUGAAUAAUUUUUGGUUCCAAAUUUGUAUAAAUUUUACUGGUAGUCCACUGUAUGAAGAAUUUUUGGGUAUAAUAUGUCACAGUUUACUUUAUUUUGCUAUCCUCACUUACAUAAAUGAACUAUAGUGUCCUGCACACUAGUAAAAAUAUAUCAGAAAUGUAAUUUUUGGUUUGACUGUACCUCUCAGUGUCUCACACUGUUCUCUAUAAUGUUGCCAACAAUUUUAUAUGCUUUAAGACAGUAUGACACAGUAAAAAUGGUAUUGUGCAAAAUGUUUGUCUUUUUUAACAAACAGUAUUUACUUUACAGACGUUUUGCAAAAGUGUAAUUUAUAGUUCUGUGGACACUAAUAAAACCCUCUUGUGAUCA